This is a messenger RNA of Camelina sativa (false flax), 1124 nucleotides long. Lineage: Eukaryota; Viridiplantae; Streptophyta; Magnoliopsida; Brassicales; Brassicaceae. The record is from RefSeq and is a predicted model, not a curated record.
CCCCUUUCCUUUGGUCGUCAGAUUUGCGUCCAAAUCCCUCCCUAAAACCUUUUCACGGUGACAAGAGUGAGUGAGAGAGAGAGACGAAGCCAACGAAAUGUGGAGGCCCUUCGUAAGAACCGCCGCCAGGAAUCUCAAAUUGAAUCGGAGUUCUUUAAUUCUAAAUGAUACCGUUUCUCAUUUCUCAGCGCCGAACUCAGCCGCCGCCGUGGGAACACUUCUCCCGAGUUUAGAUCACGCGCAUCGAUGCUUUUCAUCUUCCAAGAGCACGAAAACUUCAAUCACCAAGACGAAGAAGGCUGAAGGCAAAAAAUCCAAACCUAAAGGCGGAGGCGCUCCUAAUGCAGCCGGAGCCGAGGACGGCGAGUUUGGAGCCGGCGGUGGAGAUGACCUUGAAGCCGGUCGAGCUAAGAGGUUAGCUGAUGAUGAUAAGAUCCCGUCUUUAGAUGUAGGUCCUAAUGGAAGGCCUCUCUUUACUCCUAAAGAUACUACACUAUCGCAGCUUUCUCAUAAGGAUAUCGGCUCCUACUACAAAUUCGAUGAGGCAGCUUUGGAAGCAGUUCUGCCGGAGGGUUUGGCUUCAGGGAUUCAAGAUUUUUGGUAGCUUUUGGAAAUUUUCUAUAAUUUGGAUUCUGAGCAUUCGAUUUAUUUUUGUUCUGCUGAUUCUCUUGUUUUAGGAUAUGUUUUUUAGAUUGCAACUAGUCACAAUCCCUGGUUAAUAAUAAUCAUCGCUAGUAGAAAGAAACUUAGAGAGCUGAGCCUAUUCUUUUAGUGGUCCAUUUAAGAAUACAAAUGGCUGUUCUGCUUUCUGUGUAAUAAUAAAAACUCACUUCUGGCGGCUAGCUUGUUUAGUUGUCGGCAUAGGUCUGUCUUUGAAGCUUUUUGUUACUUCUGAUUUGUGGUAUUUUGGUCUGGCGGACGGAUACAACUUAUCCGGCAUAAAGGUUUGUAAUAUAUGGCUCAUAAACUCACCGUGUUUGCUGCUUAGCUUUUACCAAUUCCCCGGUGCAUCAUAUCUGGUUGAGUCUGAUACGAUUUCUGUUAAAUUCUGUUGACCUGAGAACUUAAAAAGGCUUUAGCAGAGAACCUUUUCGAGACUAGUGGUUGUUAAUCUCUGUCUCUAU